CGCGCAUGCGCGCAGCCGCUCCGGCUCCGGAAGUGGCAGCGGCGCCGCCGCCAUGGAGGCCCUGCGCGGGCUGCUGGUGCCGCUGCUGCUCCCCGACAGCUGCUUCGAGGAGCUCGUGCUCAGGCUCCACCUCCUGCACGUGCCCUGCCUGAAGAUCCUCCUCAGCAAGGCCCUGGGCUACGCCAUCGUGGCCGGAUCCGUCUUGGUGAAGCUGCCGCAGCUGCUGAAGGUGUGGGGGGCCCGGAGCGGGGCUGGGCUCAGCCUCCCCUCGCUGGGGCUGGAGCUGCUGGCCCUGGGGGGCUCUGUCAGCUACGGCUGGGCCAGAGGCUUCCCCUUCAGUGCCUGGGGGGAGGCUCUGUUCCUGCUGCUGCAGACCCUCACCCUCCUCUUCCUCAUCCACCACUUUGGGGGCCACACUGGGCAAGCUGCUGCAGGCUGUGGCCAACCACAGGCAGGGCCACACAGGGCAGCUCUCGGGAGUCACCACAGGGCUGCUGCUCGGGGGGGCCCUGGCCAGGGUCUUCACCUCCCUGCAGGAGACAGGGGACCUUCUGCUGGCCCUGACCUUCGCCACCUCUGCUGCCUGCAAUGCUCUGCUGCUGGCUCAGCUGCUCUACUACGGGGGGGGGCCCAAAGGCCCCAGCCCACGCCCCAAGGCAGACUGAGGGGACCCCUCCCCAGAUGGCUGCAGGGAGCCUCCCCCCUCUCAAUUCAGGGACUGCAAAGACCCUCCCCAGACACAGUUAGGGUCAGGCCUCUUCCCCCCACCCUGCAAAAUGCCCCCUGGGUCACCACCCCCCCCCUGCCCCCAACUCCUUCGGGAUCCCUCUGAAGGUUCCCACCCCCCCAGCCCCCCCCCCCCAUACUGGACCAAGGGUCAGGAGGAGCCACGAUAUGGGGACCCCACUGGAGCCCCUCCAAUAAAGGCCUCAACUGAC
Messenger RNA from Pogoniulus pusillus (Red-fronted tinkerbird), 938 nucleotides. RefSeq names its product mannose-P-dolichol utilization defect 1 (gene MPDU1). The transcript has 6 exons. The record is from RefSeq and is a predicted model, not a curated record. Gene Ontology annotation, biological process: oligosaccharide biosynthetic process. NCBI's taxonomy places the organism in Eukaryota, Metazoa, Chordata, Aves, Piciformes, Lybiidae. Bases 53 to 832 code for a protein of 259 amino acids.